Messenger RNA from Mytilinidion resinicola, 681 nucleotides. RefSeq lists its product as uncharacterized. The coding region runs from base 1 to 681 and encodes 226 amino acids. Lineage: Eukaryota; Fungi; Ascomycota; Dothideomycetes; Mytilinidiales; Mytilinidiaceae. The transcript has 2 exons. The record is from RefSeq and is a predicted model, not a curated record.
AUGUGCCGCGCAAAGUACUACUGCGUUUGGGCUAGUGACGUCUGCAAGGACCCCUUCUCCCACGGCCACUUCGUCAGAAUCGCUCCCUGCUCCAAUGAAGAAGCCCGUGAGGCACUUGAAGCUAGACAAAUCGAAGAAACCCGUGAGGCACUUGAAGCUGGAAAAGGAAAGCCCUUCUCGGUCCGCCUUGAAGAUGUCCGGUUUGGCGAAUACAUGCGCUACAAUUUCACCUUUCGAGAAGAGUCUGCUCUGAAGCGCUGUGUCGACUACAACAAUGAGGAGCUGGAGAAGACUAGGUUCAAGGAGACUUGUUAUAAUGAAAGGGGGAGGAGUUGGGGGAGGAGUAAAUCGGCGGCAAGAAAGCGGAAAGCAAAACGAAAGAGAACGCGGGAGGCUGUGAGAGAUGCUGGUGCGGAUGGCGAUGAGGCUGGAGGCGAAGGGUCGGAUGCGGCGGUGGACUCUGAUACUACGGCGGUGGACCCCGAUGCUACGUCUGUGGACUCGGAUACUACGGCUGUGGACCCUGAGAAUGCGGACAUCCAAGAUGUUUCGGCAACGAACGCAGAGAUGAACGCGGAGACGAGGCUAGACACAGCUCCCGGGAGCAACGCAGAAAAAGCUCCAGAGACGAACCCAGCGACAGCUCCAGAUACAACUCCAGAAACGAAGCCAGAAUCGUAG